CAAUUUUUGUGAACACGUGUAGUUGGCAUUUGACGAUCAUGAUAAAAAUUGUCUAUCUCUUGGCUUUGUGCCUCACUGCUGUUCUGGCUUUACCCUCACAGCAGAGAAUAGUAGGUGGAUCAUUGACUACUAUUAACCAAUAUCCAUUUGGGGCAGCAGUUUUAAAGUUAUUCGGUUCAAGUUACCGCCAAGAAUGUGGAGGUACAAUCAUCAACAACAGAUCUGUUCUUUCUGCUGCUCAUUGCUUUUUCCGUGAACCAUCUAAUUUAUUCCAAAUUCGAGUCGGCUCCACCUUUGCCAACAGCGGUGGUUCCGUCUAUACUGUAUCUAACAUCAUCAAUCAUCCCAGCUUUACAUUGAAUAACAAUGAUGUCAGCGUAUUGAGAGUUUCCCAAGCCUUUACUUUUGGAAACACUGUGCAAGUUGGACAAAUACCUGGUAGCAAUUAUGCGCUUGCUGAUAACCAAGCCGUAUGGGUUAUAGGAUGGGGCAAGACAUCUUUCGAUGGUUCGGCGUCUGAACAACUUCGCCACGUCCAGGUCUGGACAGUCAACCAAAAUACUUGCAGAAAUAUUUAUGGUAGCGUAAUCACCGACAAUAUGUUGUGUGCUGGAUAUCUGAACGUGGGAGGACGGGACAGUUGCACUCAGGACUCAGGCGGCCCUCUCCUUCAUAACGGUAUUGUGGUCGGUAUCGUCUCCUUCGGUAAUGGUUGCGGAGACGGUCGUUUCCCAGGUGUUUACGCAAGAGUUUCAGGAUACACGAACUGGAUACAAUCUAAUGCGUAAAUUAAAAAAUGCCCGAAAGCUAUAAUAAAUAUUCA
This is a messenger RNA of Vanessa tameamea, 823 nucleotides long. Its product is annotated as trypsin CFT-1-like. The record is from RefSeq and is a predicted model, not a curated record. Gene Ontology annotation, molecular function: serine-type endopeptidase activity. Bases 39 to 788 code for a protein of 249 amino acids. Lineage: Eukaryota; Metazoa; Arthropoda; Insecta; Lepidoptera; Nymphalidae. Gene Ontology annotation, biological process: proteolysis. The transcript has 4 exons.